CCGCGCGGCGGUGUCUGGGAUCUUCCUCCUCUCUGACUGACUGACUGACUGACAGCGGGCGGCGCCAUGGCCGCGGAUCGGCGCGCCAAGGCCGACACGCUGUCACUGAGACGGCGGCUCCUCAGCUCCUCCUGCACACUCUUUUUCCCUGAGGAUCCUGUGAAGAUAGUCCGAGGCCAAGGGCAGUACCUAUAUGACGAACAAGGGGCGGAAUACAUCGAUUGCAUCAACAACGUGGCUCACGUCGGGCACUGCCACCCUGUUGUGGUUCAAGCUGCACACGACCAGAACCAGGUGCUCAACACCAACAGCCGCUACCUGCAUGACAACAUCGUGGAUUUUGCACAGAGGCUGUCGGAGACCCUGCCGGAGAAACUCUGUGUGUUUUAUUUCCUGAAUUCUGGGUCAGAAGCCAAUGACCUGGCCUUGCGGCUGGCCCGCCAGUACACAGGACACCAGGACGUGGUGGUGGUAGACCAUGCUUAUCACGGUCACCUGAGCUCCCUGAUCGACAUCAGCCCCUACAAGUUCCGAGACCUGGAUGGCCAGAAGGAGUGGGUCCACGUGGCACCUCUCCCGGACACAUACCGAGGCCUCUACCGAGAGGACCACCCCAACCCAGCGGAGGCCUAUGCCGAGGAUGUGAAGCAUGUGAUCGCCCGUGCUCAGGAGAAGGGCCGGAAGAUCGCAGCCUUCUUUGCUGAGUCUCUUCCCAGUGUUGGCGGGCAGAUCAUUCCUCCUGCUGGCUACUUCCCCCGAGUGGCAGAGCACGUCCACAGAGCAGGAGGGGUCUUCGUGGCAGAUGAGAUCCAGGUUGGCUUUGGCCGAGUGGGCAAGCACUUCUGGGCCUUUCAGCUGCAGGGGGAAGACUUUGUCCCUGACAUUGUCACCAUGGGCAAGUCCAUUGGCAAUGGCCACCCUGUUGCAUGUGUGGCCACCACCCAAGCUGUGGCGAGUGCAUUUGAAGCCACUGGCGUGGAAUACUUCAACACAUUUGGUGGCAACCCUGUAUCCUGUGCUGUGGGCCUGGCAGUCCUAGAUGUCUUGGAGCAGCAGCAGCUCCAGGCACAUGCCACCUGUGUAGGCAGCUUCCUGAUGGAGCUCCUAAGGCAGCAAAAAGCCAAACAUCCCAUCAUCGGGGACAUCAGGGGCAUUGGGCUCUUUGUGGGUGUAGAACUGGUCAGAGAUGAAGCCACAAGGACGCCAGCCGCUGAAGAGGCCAAGUACCUGGUAUCCAGGCUCAAGGAAAACUACAUCUUGCUGAGCAUUGAUGGUCCUGGGAGGAAUGUCCUGAAGUUUAAGCCCCCCAUGUGCUUUAGCCUGGACAAUGCACGACAUGUGGUAACCAAGAUGGAUGCCAUUCUGACAGAUAUGGAACAGACAGUGAGAAGCUGCGAGACCCUGAGGCUCCGGCCCUAAGCUGGUUCCCAAAUCAAGCAUUCUCCAGAAGAUACUCAUCCCACUCAAAUACUCUCUUGAGACUAUGACCACCACCACCUUACAGAUAAAGCCUGCGGCUCAAGGGUAGGGCCACUUUAUUGUGGAUAGACUGUAUGCCUACAACUUAAAAUUAGUUACAGGCAGUUCUGGUACACACAGUCUCCUCCACACACAAACCUGCUCCCCUACCACGUGACUUUUCCUAUCCUACAGCAUUAAAUAUGGAAUGCAGCCAAUUGCAUACACUUAUUUCCAAGACCCAGCAGCAGUUCUUACUGCAGUGCACAACUCCAGCCCACUCUACCUGUCCUACCAUGCCACAUCUUCAACUCCUAAC
Molecule: messenger RNA, 1777 nt
Organism: Perognathus longimembris pacificus (Pacific pocket mouse)
Lineage: Eukaryota; Metazoa; Chordata; Mammalia; Rodentia; Heteromyidae
Gene: Phykpl
Product: 5-phosphohydroxy-L-lysine phospho-lyase
Exons: 13
Coding region: 67-1419 (450 amino acids)
Cellular component (GO): mitochondrion
Molecular function (GO): pyridoxal phosphate binding; transaminase activity
Source: RefSeq, a predicted model, not a curated record